AUGCAGUUUGAUAUAGAUGAUGUAAAAAAACCUCAGCGUUUUGCGGGAGCCCAAGUGGGUGUGUUGGUGUGGCUGAUGUCUUCAUAUUUCGCUACGACCUUAAUGUACACUCAUGUCAGUUCAACACUAACUGGUUCCUCCCUGAUGCCGCCGUUUCGAACCAUGGCGGAGUUUGUUCAGUCCGAUUUUUCUCCUUUGCUCAUGUCCUCGGGGAAUUCCGAAAUAGAAUUUAUGAAUACGAGCGCCCUUAGGCCCCUUCUGUUAAGGAUUCGGAGAAGCGAUUAUACACCGCCGUUUGAUACUCGCAUCCAGCUUGCAGCGGAACUGUCACAAACACAAAAGCUGGCGGUUUUCAUUACGGAUGAAAAGCCGCUGUUUCAGAAAGCCGGCUUUAUCAGAGCUGUGGAUUCUGCUUAUGACACAUUCAUAUCAGUCUACCAAAUGCCAUUGGCAUCGGAAACAGAGCCACAGAUCUCACACGUAAUGAAGUGGAUGGCAGCAACCGGGACACUGAAAAGCGUCGCUAUUCAGCAUAAAGCCAUGCUAUAUCGGGCACACGGUAUCCCGUACACGGUUCCGGGCGAUCAGACGAUUCCUACACACGACGCGGCCAUCCGAAUGGAGGCUCUGGUUUCCAUGUGCUUUAUCGGGGUGUCUAUUUUCUCCGCAGCCGGAUUGUUAUUUUUACUAGAAAUUAUCCUUGUGUCAGACCGUCUGCUGUAA
Molecule: messenger RNA, 723 nt
Organism: Paramacrobiotus metropolitanus
Lineage: Eukaryota; Metazoa; Tardigrada; Eutardigrada; Parachela; Macrobiotidae
Exons: 4
Coding region: 1-723 (240 amino acids)
Source: RefSeq, a predicted model, not a curated record